Molecule: messenger RNA, 2205 nt
Organism: Vigna angularis (adzuki bean)
Lineage: Eukaryota; Viridiplantae; Streptophyta; Magnoliopsida; Fabales; Fabaceae
Product: lysine-specific demethylase JMJ26
Exons: 13
Coding region: 1-2205 (734 amino acids)
Biological process (GO): regulation of transcription by RNA polymerase II
Cellular component (GO): histone deacetylase complex; chromatin
Molecular function (GO): transcription coregulator activity; histone H3K9 demethylase activity; chromatin DNA binding
Source: RefSeq, a predicted model, not a curated record
AUGAAACAAAAGAAGUCAAAGGAUCAUACCGAGUAUAAGGCCAACUUCUCAAGUCCUGCAAAAUCCUCUGAAAUUCAAUAUUUAUCUAAUGAGCAAUAUUUAUCUAAGUUUCCAAAAUCAGGAGAAAUCCCAAGAUGCUCAAGAUGUUUUGGAAGUUCAAAAAGGAGAAAGGAUGCAGAGACAAGUUUUAAAGAGUGUCAUCAGUGUAGGAAAAAGGAAAGAACAUCAUUCGUACCUUGUACUAAAUGUCCGAAAAUGUAUUGUUUGUGGUGCAUCAAGAGAUGGUAUCCCAAUCUUACAGUAUCAGACAUUUCACACGAGUGUCCCUUUUGCCGAAAGAAUUGCAAUUGCGGUGUUUGCUUACGCUCAAGAGGAACCAUUAAGACAUCUAACAGCAGCAUCACAGACUACGAAAGGGUUCAGCAUCUUCAAUACAUGAUUAACUUACUCAUUCCAUUUAUACAACAAAUUUGUGAAGAACAAAGUCAAGAGCUGGAGAUUGAAGCUAAAAUACAAGAAAAAUCAAGUGCUGAGAUUGAGAUACCACAGACAUCUUGUGAGAAUGAACGUAUCUAUUGUGACCAUUGUGCUAUUUCAUUUACUGAUCUUUAUCGAAGCUGCCCCGAGUGUUCCUUUGAAAUCUGCCUUAACUGUUGCAAAGAAAUACGCAAUGGAAGUAUAUCACCGCGGUGUAAUAUGAAGUUUCAGUAUGUGAACAGGGGGUGUGAUUAUAUGCAUGGUGGUGAUCCAUUACCAAUGUGUAGUAAUUUUGGGAUUUUAAGAGGUCAUUCUAAGAUAUUUAGCAAAUGGGAGGCCAACAGUGAUGGAAGUAUUAGAUGUGCACCAAAGGAAAUGGGGGGCUGUGGUGGCCCUGUGAUGGAGCUGAAGCGUAUUUUUUCAAAUGGGUGGAUAUCAGAAUUGGAAGCCAAAGCUCGUAACAUGCUAAAAGGCUUUUCCAAAACUGAACAAACAGUUCUUCAGAAAGAAGCAAUAUCAGGUUGCAAUUCUAAGAUAAGAGCAGCUUUUAGAGAUGGACUGCUUCUCUUCCAACAACAUUGGACUCAAGGGAAACCAAUCAUAGUUCGUGAUGUUCUUAAGCAGGGUACAGGUCUUAGUUGGGAGCCAAUGGUCACAUUGCGAGCCCUAUGUGAAAACGUGGUUCCAGGAAUCAGCUCAAAUACUACUGAAUUGAAGGCCAUCGAUUGUCUUUCUUGUUGUGAGGUAGAAAUCAAUGCUCGUACAUUCUUCAAGGGUUAUACCCAAGGAAGAGCAUAUGAAAAUCUCUGGCCCGAGAUGCUGAAGUUAAAAGACUGGCCUCCCUCUGACAAGUUUGAUGAUCUUUUGCCUCGCCAUUGUGACGAGUUUAUCCGCUGCUUGCCAUUUCAAGAGUAUUGUGAUCCUCGAGUUGGGAUACUCAACCUUGCUGUAAAGUUGCCAUCUCAUGUUCUAAAGCCAGACCUUGGUCCAAAAACAUAUAUUGCUUAUGGGAUUAAAGAGGAACUUGGCAGGGGAGAUUCAGUAACAAAACUUCACUGUGAUAUGUCUGAUGCUGUGAAUAUUUUGAUCCACACGACUGAGGUAACAUUGAGUGAUGAACAAAAUUCUGUUAUUCCAAAACUGAAAAAAGCACACAUUGCCCAAGAUGAGAAAGAGGGACGUGCUCGAGAAAGGGUCGAUGAAUGGCUGAAUGAAGGACUUUGCAAAGACAACAGAGAAGAAUAUAAGAGUGCUGUUUCUAAAGAAUCAGGUGGUGCUCUUUGGGACAUCUUUCGGAGAGAGGAUACUGAAAAGUUAGAAGCAUAUCUAAGAAAGCACUCUAACGAAUUUAGGCAUACUUAUUGCUCUGGAGUUGAAGAGGUUGUCCAUCCAAUUCAUGACCAAUGCUUUUACCUGACUUUGGAACACAAGAAGAAUCUGAAGAAGGAGUUUGGUGUAGAACCUUGGACUUUUGAGCAACAACUUGGGGAGGCAGUAUUUAUUCCUGCUGGAUGUGCACACCAAGUCAGGAAUCUUAAGUCAUGCACAAAAGUUGCUGUAGAUUUUGUGUCCCCAGAAAAUGUUCAUAUGUGCCUGCAUUUAACUGAAGAGUUCCGUUGUCUUCCCAAGAAUCACAAGGCCAGAGAAGAUAAACUUGAGAUGCAGAAAAUGAUAGUCUAUGCUGUUGACAGUGCUGUCAAAGAAUUAGAGCAUUACGUUCUUGAUUGA